CCCUGAAUCAGUUCUUGCAAAUUACCUAAUUCAUCAUGCGAUUGGGCCUUUGUGACCUGACCUCACGACAGCAGAUGAAUGAAUGCAAUAUCAUCAACCAGCCAGAUCGAGUCAACCAGAGAUGUUCUCACACGCACUGCACUGCCACACAUGCAUGAUGGGAUGGAUGCCAUUUCAGGCCAGGCAGUGAGUGACGGUAUUCACAUCAUCUACACAGGAGCCUCCCUCCCUCCCUCCUGCCACAGCAAAGGGGGCUACUUGUAAUACGUGCCGCUCGGCACCGGUGGUGGGCGUCAUGCAUGAGGGGAGGGCACCCAUGGCCGGUCGGGCGGCCGGCCACUCAAUUCAAUCGCUAUCGAGACAGAGCAAAGAAACAAACGACACAGCUGUGAGCAGCAAGCGGGGUUGGUUGUCUAGUAGGCAUCAUGAUGUCCUUUCGCGUACCUGUCGGUUUAUCUGAUUAGACGGGCGGAUUGAGAUUGCUGCUGCUGUGCUCCUCAUCCAUAUCACCGGCGGCCCUGUCAGACACACAGACAGACAAGCAAACAGACAGACAGACAGACAGACAGACACGUGUGUACUCGCAGAGUGCCCCCAUCCAUCCCUCCCCCCUCAACUCACUGGUCGUCCUCCAUGUGUUGAUGCUCGUCAUCGUCUUCGAUCAUAUCGCCAUCAUGCUCCUCCUCCCCCCAGUCGCCGUCCAUGCCAUCCUCGGCCACGGAACCCUUCACACAUACGCAGACCACACACAUUGAUAAGUGGGCAUGGAUGACAUGGCAUGUGUGUGCGCGUGUGCCUCCUUCCACCUCGUCUAGAUCGUCGCCGUCCCCGGCGUCCUCCAGGCCGUCCGCAUCCAUACCGUCCUGCACACACACAACAGUGAAUCAUCACAUGCAUGUGACUGUCUGCCCCUCCCUCCUGACCUCAUCAUCGAUGUCACUCUCCUCGUCUAGGUCGUCGCCAUCCGAGCUAUCAUCAUCUGAUGACUCGUAGUCGCCCCACACGGCACCGGGCGGCCCCCUCUGGUCCAUCCCCUCCCACCCAUCUAUCGUCUGCACCACACACUGACCUCCCCCCGCCCCGCCCACCACCACACGCCCAUCGAACGAGCACUCGAAUGGCUUGCCCUUGCCGAAUCCCCUGUCGAUGUCAGGCAGCCUGUAGUGGAGCGCCUCCUCACACCAAAUCAGGUGGAUCACGUCACGGAGGCCAUACACGAUGCCCUCGUCUACCUGCCCGCCCUCUCUCCCCCCCUGGCUGUCUGAUGUGUCGGCGUGUGUGGUGUGUGGCGUGACGAAGGCAGUGUGGCGAAACAAACGGCGCCGCACAGAGGGGCUGGCCACAUUGCAGACACGCGAGACGAAGAACGACAGUGCCGCAUUGAGCCGCCGCCCGAGUGGCGUGCGGGCUGAGAAGGGCAGAGGGGGCGGCUCUAUGUAAGAGGCAAUGUGACUGCACAGCACACCCACACGAAACACGCGAUGAGAAGCCGACAAGGCAGACAGAGUGCGCAGAGGAGUGAGGGAUGCGUUGAUGAAGCGCAUGGCGUGUGUGGGAACAGAGCGUUUGAGAUAGUCUUGAUACACCGACAAAACACGGCGCUUCUCUCUGGCUGUCGUGGCAAUGGGGGCAGGUGCUCUGUCUACGGAUGCCCCCAGGUGGAUCAGAUGGUCGGCAGCAGUGUGGUAGCCUCCCUCCACCAACGCGACAAGGGGUGGCCGUCACCCCUACCAUCAUCUAUAUCAGCUCCUGCCUCAUGCACCAGGAAUGAAAUGACAUCCACAUCCCAGUGAGCAAGGAUGAGUGUGCUACGCACAGCCUUCACCCCCUGCUGCCUCACUAGCCAAUACACCACAGCCCUGUUCCGCGCCCGUGUGGCUUCAUUCAACGCACAAGUACCCCCGUCCCCCUCCACCACCUCCCGCCCCAUCCCCUCGACCAGCUUCUCGAGGAUUGCGAUGUGGGGGUCCGCGUGGCCGUCAUGCGCCGCAUCCCCCUCCUGCUGCUGUCGCUGCUGCUGCUGCUCAUCCGAUUGCUUGUCCUCGUCCUCUGCAAAGCGGCACGCACAUGCCUGCUCGAGAGUCCAGUAUCCGUAGAGGCUUAGAAGCGUGGGUGCCGCUGCUGCGGCAGCGGUCAGCCGAGUGACGAUCUUCAGGCACUCCUUCGCCGUAAUGCGCUGGGGGCCGCGGGUGGCGCCACUGGUGAAUACCGACGACAGCGCACCAUCAAAGUAGCACCUGGCGCCGUGCCUCAGGAGGGUCUCGAUCAUGGGCAGCAGGGCCGACAGCUGAGUGGGGUCUGCAUGGCGCAGGCGGGCUAGCACGGCGUCAAGUGGUAUCCGGGCUGGACUGGUGCAGUUGACAUUCGCUCCCGCGUCGAUGAGGGACUCCAGGAUCGCGACACCGUCCUCUCCGACGCAUUCCUCAGCGGCCAGAUACACCAGGGAAUGCCACUGCUGAGAGCUCGUGUUGUAGUACCGCCCGUUGGGGUCGGCCCUCUGCUGCGCCAGCAGCUGGGCCGCUGCUUCAGGUGAGAGUGACCCGUCACGGAUGCCGUAGGCCAACUCUUUGGUGGCCGAGAGGGAAAAGGCUGGCGCUCCACCGCGUGAGAGGCUGAUGGGGAACGGCUCGCCGGGCUGCGGCUGUGGCUCAGAGUCAGACCCAGACAUCGCCAGCUAUCACCAGUCGGUGCGGUCGCGACGGCCGGAAGCCAUUAAGUGGAAGCAAGGCUGCUGCAAACACCACACACACAGACACACACACACAGGGAAGAAGCGGGGUGACGCAAUGGGAAUCAUCAUAUCGCGGUCCUGGACUGCCUCCUCCUCACUUUAUUGUAUGCGUACCACAGGCCCUCCAGCAACAGAGUGCCAGCAAAUUGCAGAGCAGGCAGUGCCACGCGUCGCCACCUGAAACACCACCAAAAGCGCCAAGGAGAUGCCAGGUCCAAGGCUGGCGGCGAGCAGCAACGAGGCGCCAGCGGAUGAGAUGAGGAAAUGCACCCCCCAAACGACCGUCCUCAGUCAACAACCGUCAAGGCCAGCGAAGCCAAAACCGUCCUAAGGCUUGGAAUCAUCCGACAGGGCUGCAACGAUACGAGGGCGUCAUGUUGUGCUGCCUGCAGCAUCCCUC
Molecule: messenger RNA, 3131 nt
Organism: Vitrella brassicaformis
Lineage: Eukaryota; Vitrellaceae
Source: the annotation of a GenBank genome assembly